Bufo bufo (common toad) is the source of this 1221-nucleotide messenger RNA. RefSeq names its product LanC like 3 (gene LANCL3). NCBI's taxonomy places the organism in Eukaryota, Metazoa, Chordata, Amphibia, Anura, Bufonidae. Gene Ontology annotation, cellular component: plasma membrane. The transcript is spliced from 5 exons. Gene Ontology annotation, biological process: carbohydrate metabolic process; peptide modification. The record is from RefSeq and is a predicted model, not a curated record. The coding region runs from base 1 to 1221 and encodes 406 amino acids.
AUGGAGAACAGGCGCUGCUUCACCAACCGCUUCUCCGACUAUAAGGGCAACCUGGUCCCCGGCCAGAGGCGUGAGCUGGGGGCUCCGCUCAUCCUGCAAACGGUGGAGCGCAUCCUGGGAAAGCUGCCGGCACAGGGGGGACAGGAGGGCGGGCUGUACGGAGGGCUGGCCGGGGUGGCAUACAUGCUCUACCACGUCUCGCAGUGCCCGCUGUUGAGCCCUCACAGGGACAGCUACCUGCGCCGUGCAGCCUCCAUCAUCGAGUCGUGUGUUGCGUACUAUGAUCGCGAGCCCGACCGGGAGACCCGCGCGUCCUUCCUGCUGGGUGGCGCUGGGGUCUACGCGGUGGCCGCGAUGAUUUACAAGGCGCUGGGACUGACGGACUUCCCGCAGGUACUGGAGCGGUUCCGGGCGCUGUGCGACAUCUGUGCGCCUGUGGGAUUUUUGGAGUGCGGCUCUGACGAGCUGUUCGUGGGCAGGAGCGGGUACCUGUGCGCCGCGCUGGUCCUGAGGCAGAAGCUGGGCAUAGAGGUGUUAACGCCAGCACAGAUCAGGUUUAUCUGCCAUGCCAUCCUGGAAUCUGGAAAACAGUAUUCAAGCAAGAAGAGGAAACCAUUUCCACUUAUGUACUCCUACUAUGGGACAGAGUACCUAGGGGCAGCACAUGGACUGUCUUCUAUUCUGCAAAUACUACUGUCCUAUCAGGAUUACCUUCAACCAGCUGACCGGGACCUUGUUUGGCAAAGUGUCGACUUUCUUGUGAACCAGGAACAAAAUUGCAAUUGGCCGCCGGAACUCGGGGAAGUAAUAGAACGUGAAAACGAACUUGUCCACUGGUGUCAUGGAGCCCCAGGCAUCACCUAUCUUUUCGCAAAGGCAUAUUUACUGUCAAAAAAGCCAUGCUACCUGGACACUUGUAUUCGCUGUGGAGAGCUGACCUGGCAGAAAGGCCUGCUGAAGAAAGGACCUGGUAUCUGUCAUGGAGUUGCUGGCAGUGCCUAUGUGUUUCUAUUACUUUACAGACUUACAGGCAACUCCAAGUACAUCUAUAGAGCUCAGAGAUUUGCAGAAUUUCUGUCUUCAGAGGAGUUCAGAAUUGGAUCAUGCACUGUCGAAAGCAUAUACAGUCUCUAUGAAGGUUUGUCAGGGACAGUCUGUUUUCUGGUUGAUUUACUGCAGCCAAACCAGGCUGAGUUUCCACUUUUCAGUAUCUUUGUGUAA